Molecule: messenger RNA, 726 nt
Organism: Trypanosoma grayi
Lineage: Eukaryota; Euglenozoa; Kinetoplastea; Trypanosomatida; Trypanosomatidae
Product: putative proteasome alpha 7 subunit
Exons: 1
Coding region: 1-726 (241 amino acids)
Biological process (GO): ubiquitin-dependent protein catabolic process
Cellular component (GO): proteasome core complex; proteasome core complex, alpha-subunit complex; nucleus
Source: RefSeq, a predicted model, not a curated record
AUGAGUUACGACCGCGCAAUCACCGUGUUUAGCCCAGAUGGGCACCUCUUUCAGGUCGAAUAUGCACAGGAAGCGGUCCGGAAGGGUCUCUGUGCCGUGGGCGUGCGUGGGAAGGAUAGCAUUAUCUUCGCCGUCGAGAAGAAGUCGGUGCAGAAGCUGCAGGACAGCCGCACCAUUCGCAAGAUUUACAAACUCGACGAGCACAUAUACCUCGCCUUUGCCGGCCUCUCCGCCGACGCCCGUGUGCUCGUCAACCACGCGCAGCUGGAGUGCCAGCGCUUCCGCCUCAACUACGAGGAUGCCGUCGACGUGGACCUCCUUGUGCGGUACGUCGCGAAGGUGCAGCAGCGGUCGACGCAGUCGAGCGGAAGCCGCCCGUACGGCGUCGCGACGAUUAUCGGUGGCUUCAACGAAAACGGGCAGCCGCAGCUGUGGAAGACGGAUCCGUCCGGCAUGAGCUCUGCCUGGCGCGCCGUCGCUAUUGGCCGAAACGACAAGACGGUGAUGGAAUUUAUGGAGAAAAGCCACCAGGACGGCAUGUCGCGCGAUCAGUGCGUGCACUUCGCCAUCAAGGCGCUGCUGGAGGCUGUGGAGAGCGGCUCGAAGAACAUUGAGCUUGUCGUGCUGGAGAGCGAGAAGGCGUCGUACAUGAGCNGGAGGCUGUGGAGAGCGGCUCGAAGAACAUUGAGCUUGUCGUGCUGGAGAGCGAGAAGGCGUCGUACAUGA